Messenger RNA from Rhododendron vialii, 1000 nucleotides. RefSeq lists its product as uncharacterized. The record is from RefSeq and is a predicted model, not a curated record. The coding region runs from base 31 to 738 and encodes 235 amino acids. The transcript is spliced from 8 exons. NCBI's taxonomy places the organism in Eukaryota, Viridiplantae, Streptophyta, Magnoliopsida, Ericales, Ericaceae.
UCUUCUGAAUUGAGGCCCGAGCGAAGAAAGAUGUCGAUGGCGUCGCAGCAGCACAUGGAGAAGAUGCAGCUCCGCCAGAACUACCGCAACUUCUGGCACACCGAUCUCACCAACACCAUUAAAGCCGACACUCCCUAUUGCUGCUUUGCGCUUUGGUGUGGUCCAUGUGUCUCAUACCUGCUCCGCAAGCGAGCUCUUUACGAUGAUAUGUCAAGGUACGUUUGCUGUGCGGGUUACAUGCCCUGCAGCGGUCGGUGUGGAGAAAGUAAAUGCCCAGAAUUUUGCCUUGCCACUGAGGUUUUCUGUUGCUUCGGAAAUUCUGUUGCCUCAACCCGUUUUCUGCUGCAAGAUGAGUUCAACAUACAGACCACGCAGUGUGAUAAUUGCAUUAUUGGUUUCAUGUUCUGCCUUCAACAAGUUGCAUGCAUAUUUUCCAUCAUUGCCAUGAUUGUUGGAAGUUCAGAACUUCAAGAGGCCUCUCAGUUACUGUCUUGUUUGUCCGAUAUGGUCUAUUGCACGGUGUGUGCAUGCAUGCAGACACAGCACAAGGUCGAAAUGGACAAAAGAGACGGUGUGUUUGGGCCACCGGCGAUGGCAGUCCCUCCUUUCCAGCAGAUGUCACGCCUUGAUCAGCCAUAUCCUUCCUCAGUUGGAUAUGGACAACCGGCAUAUGGUCAGCCCUAUCCUCAGGCUCAAGGCUAUCCUCAACCUGGUUAUCCCUCCUCUGGUUAUAGGUGAUCCUUGCGCUGGUAUGUCUUGAUUGUGAGCAAAACCAUGUUGAUGGUACCCAUAUACCUAUCAUUCAAUAAUUGAAACAGACACUUCUGUCUUAAAUUGUUUCCGCAAGAUGGUGGAGCAAACUGAUUUGUGUGUGGUUAGGUUUUCUUAAUGUGGGUUGUUUUCCUUCCAAUAUUUUUGUCCAAUAUGAUGUAUUGCUUGUGGAUUUAUAUUUGGAGCUUAUCUAUGGAUUUGCAAAGUUUGGGUGGAAGAUUAUUCUGAA